AUGGACAACAUACAGCUAGCACAGAAUUUAUCUACAAUUUCAGCAGAUUUUCCUUUCAUUUAUCUUCACAAUGAAAUGGUUAAGUACUUCCAAGAGAGAAAUAAAAGUGUAAUUAAAGCCAGGGAAAAGUGGAUGCAGCAAUUGAAGCUCUCAGAUGCCUCGGACACUUUUACAGGAUCGGAUGUCUCAAUAUUACCAAACCAAAUUUUUUCCCAUGUAAGUAUGUUGUUAUUUAAAUGUUUGAUCCUUAUCUUUCUGCCAAAAUUUAAGAAAAAUGCAGAGACUAGAUUGGAAGCUAUGGGUUUCCGUGUUGGAUUUGUUUUGGCUGAAAAAUUUUCCAAAGAUAUGUCACGGUUUGCCAAUGAAUUGGAUAGGAUGAAGUUUAUCUGCAAAGAGUUUUGGAUCUCAACAUUUGGAAAAGGUGUGAACAAACUCAGUACUAACCAUCAGGGCAUUUAUAUCAUUCAGGAUACUGAUUUCUGUACACUUUCACCAUUUUCUGACGGAGUUCAAUACGUUGCUGACUGCAUUCCUUUCAUGGCGCUUCCGGUAGGAAUUGUUCGUGGUGCUCUCGACAACCUGGGAAUAUGUGCUACAGUGACAGUACAUGUGGAAAAACUUCCUAUUGUCAAAUUCAAUGUGCAAAUGAUUAAAUGA
Molecule: messenger RNA, 657 nt
Organism: Meloidogyne enterolobii
Lineage: Eukaryota; Metazoa; Nematoda; Chromadorea; Rhabditida; Meloidogynidae
Source: the annotation of a GenBank genome assembly